GCAGGCCACAAGCCAUUCUUGAAAUUCUUUUACACAGUUUAGUUGUUUUGGAGCUGAGGAUCGCAUUUCAGCAGGCCACAAGCCACAGUACUUUAGUCUGAGGAUGGAUCCCUUUGAUGUUGAGCAUCCGCCCCAGCCUGUUGUGCUACCUGACUAUCUGUUACCUGUAACGGAGCUCCCCGCCUACACUGCUGUGACUGAUUUGCGAGAGUUUACAGAUAUCACUGAGAAGCCUCUUAAAGACGGUAAAGUAACUCUAAUGGAAUUUGGAGAUAAUUUCUUCAUCCUGAAGACAGUAGGAUUCCAAACCAUAGCGAAUCCACUUGCGGAUGAAGAAUAUGAAAUUCAGCGGCACUUACGUUUUCACAGUCACUUGAACAUAAUUCAACCGAUUCUUAUACAAGUGGAGGCAGCUAGAUCCAUCACGAAGAUAGUGUAUCCCUAUGCACCGGAAGGUUCAUUGUUUGGGGUGCAAAUCCCAAACGAGGGGACUUUGGCCAUUUUGGCUGAGCAACUUUUGAGGGCUGUGAGGCAUCUACAUGCCCAAGGUAUCCUGCAUCUCUCUAUUCAGCCUAGGCACCUACUAGUCUACCGUACUGGUAGACUCGUAGUGACUGGUUUGGGGGUGGGAAGGUUGGUGCGCACAGCUAUGAGGCCAGUCAGUCCGCAACACAUAUUGGUUAAAGCACGUGUUAGAUAUGGAGGUGCACCUUUUAAUAUCGGAGCAAGGUACUUAGCGCCGGAGUACAUUCGUGCCGCCAUUGAGAGAAGGGAUGUUUAUGCCAAUGCUGAUGAAAAUGCUCCUGCUGCUGAUAUGUGGGCAGUGGGCAUAACACUCUGGGAAUUGUUCGUGGGCAAUUAUCCAUUCGACGGAGUUGAUUUUAGUAAUCCCGACCUCCCUACGAUUUACAAUGCAAUAGUAGCCGCAGCUGUACCAGAUUUCCUCACCCGGGCAUCGCGGGAAUUCCGCCAGUUCCUACAGUGUUGUCUGCAGAUACGUCCGGCGGAGAGAAGAACCGCAAAUCAAUUACUAAGGCAUCCAUUUAUUACUGGGAUAUUUGGGAGGCCUGUACGGCGGCGGUAAACUUUUCAUUUUAUUUCGUUUCAAACUUUCAAUUGCUUUCUGUGAAAUGCUAGAUGGUUGACUCUGUACUGUAGUAGGGAUGUAAACAGUUCUAACCAGAUGUAAUCUGAACAUACAACUCUGAAAUGCCUUCAUCUCGA
This is a messenger RNA of Ipomoea triloba (trilobed morning glory), 1224 nucleotides long. Its product is annotated as mitogen-activated protein kinase kinase 5-like. Gene Ontology annotation, biological process: protein phosphorylation. The record is from RefSeq and is a predicted model, not a curated record. Gene Ontology annotation, cellular component: cytoplasm. NCBI's taxonomy places the organism in Eukaryota, Viridiplantae, Streptophyta, Magnoliopsida, Solanales, Convolvulaceae. The transcript has 2 exons. Gene Ontology annotation, molecular function: ATP binding; protein serine/threonine kinase activity. The coding region runs from base 104 to 1084 and encodes 326 amino acids.